AGAGAGAGAGUUGAACCUACUACUACUACAACUAAGCUCUUCUCUCUUAUUCUUCUUCUUCUUCUUCUUCAAUCGAGCCCGUGACCUCCCCAAUCCAAAAACCAACCUUAUCCCCCUUCGCAUUUUCGAUCUCGCUCUUUCUUUCUGCGCGGUCGGAUCUCGGAGGCGAUUACUACUCUCAUCUCCGAUCGUCGUCGAUCACCGGAAUAUUGAUCACAUUGAUGAAGCUGCGGAGGAGUUGGACGCGUUUUGGCUGCGGUGGAAGAUGAGGUUCUACAUAUCCACGACGGGGAUAAAGAGAUUAACGAUAGCCAGCGCCGGCGCCGGUAACGGCAAGGGAUCUCCGGCGCCGGCGUCCGUGAGGAGGUUUUCCGGCAGGACGCUGUUCCCUAUAGUGCUCGUGCUCGCGCUCCUUUUGCCGUUUCUUUUUGUCAGGAUCGCCUUCAUUGUCCUUGAUUCUGCCGCUGCCUGUUCUUCCUCGCCUGGUUGUAUAGGAUGGAGGUUUUUCAGCGGGAGUGACGCAUCAGUUCUCAGAGAGGAAUUGACAAGAGCGCUACUAGAAGCAAAGGAUGGUAACAUGGAUGAUAAUGAGGGAGGUGGGAUAGAGUCAUUCAACCAGCUUGUCCAGGAAAUGACACUGAAACAGCAAGACGUCAAGGCAUUCGCAUUCAGAACAAAAGCUAUGCUAUCAAAGAUGGAACACAAGGUUCAGUCAGCCAGGCAGCGGGAGUCGAUUUAUUGGCAUUUAGCUUCACAUGGUGUGCCCAAGGGCGUACAUUGUCUUUGCCUCAAGUUAGCAGAAGAAUAUGCAGUAAAUGCGAGGGCUCGAUCUCGUUUACCAUCACCUGAAUAUGUUUCUCAACUUUCUGAUCCCUCCUUUCACCAUCUCGUUCUCCUAACAGAUAACGUCCUUGCAGCUUCUGUUGUUGUCUCUUCUACAGUCCAAAAUUCAGCCAACCCUGAAAAAUUGAUUUUUCACAUCGUCACUGACAAGAAGACUUACACUCCUAUGCAUGCAUGGUUUGCAACUAAUUCUAUCAAAUCAGCAGUGGUGGAAGUUAAAGGGUUACACCAAUAUGACUGGUCUCAGGAACUAAAUUUUGCAGUCAAAGACAUGUUAGAGAUCCACCGCUCAAUCUGGAAACAUUAUUACAAUGAUUUGAAACAGCAUGACUUCGAAUUUGAUGAAGAACAUAAAAGAUACCUUGAAGCUUUGAGUCCCAGCAGCCUUUCUCUCAUGAACCUUCUUCGAAUUUAUAUCCCUGAGCUGUUUCCAGAUCUCAACAAGAUAGUGUUCUUGGAGGAGGAUGUUGUAGUACAACAUGACAUAUCGGCUUUGUGGGAAUUGGAUCUCAGUGGAAAUGUUGUUGGUGCAGUUGUCAAUUCAUGGUGCGGUGAAAACUGCUGCCCAGGAAGAAAAUACAAGGAUUACUUCAAUUUUUCACACCCUAUCAUUUCAUCCAACUUUGUUCAUGAUCGUUGUAUGUGGCUGUAUGGCGUAAAUAUUUUUGACCUUGAAGCUUGGAGGAGGACUACUAUAACAGAGACUUACCAUCAAUGGUUAAAACUUAGCCAGCAAUCUGGGUUGAAUUUGUGGUCUCCGGGAGUAAAACCACCGGCCUUAAUUGCAUUUGAGGGUCAUGUGCAUCCUAUCGAUCCAUUGUGGCAUGUGGCCGAGCUAGGUCAUCGCUUCCCAGAAGUUCCUCUAGAGAUAGUGGAAGCUGCUGCAGUUAUACAUUUCAGUGGCCCAGCAAAGCCAUGGCUUGAGAUCGGGUCUCCAGAGGUACGAGGCUUGUGGAAGAGACAUGUAAAUUGUUCAAACAAGUUCAUUAGGAGAUGUAAAGUCAUUUGGUGAAGAGGACGAAGUUCUUUUUGCUCUCACAUAUUCAUUUUGGGACAAGAGCCAGAUCAGGCAUAGUUUGGGACCAGAGGGAAGAAGGUUUUGGCUUCAGCCUCUGCUCAUCACACUAAGCUCUCGACACCUGAUCGACAUGGCUAUUUCAUGUCCAUAAUAGACGAUAGACGAAGGUACGCAGGCGAUAUAAUACCAUAGAAUCAGGACAUUCAACCUUCAUUAUUGCAUAUAAGUGAUAUAAAUUUCAUGGAAAUGUAUCUAAUGCUGUAAAUUUACUCAGGUUAUUCAAAUUGCUUAGCUCAAUGAUGGAUCUCGUUAAUAAGGCUAUUCAUUUCUGUUUGUCAUAGGCAUGAGUCUUCUGUUUAUGUAGUUAUUCUAGCUCAGUGGAGUAGUCUCUUCCACUAAAACAGAAACUCUCUGUCAGCAAUGGAUAUGUAUGCAUUGCCAAUUUUGGAGUAAUCUGAUUGUUUUUUACCCCUA
Messenger RNA from Rosa chinensis, 2335 nucleotides. RefSeq names its product probable galacturonosyltransferase 15. The coding region runs from base 266 to 1855 and encodes 529 amino acids. Gene Ontology annotation, molecular function: polygalacturonate 4-alpha-galacturonosyltransferase activity. The record is from RefSeq and is a predicted model, not a curated record. The transcript is spliced from 6 exons. Lineage: Eukaryota; Viridiplantae; Streptophyta; Magnoliopsida; Rosales; Rosaceae.